ACCUUUGUGUAUUAGAAAGAGAUGAAAACUUGUUAUACGAAUCUUUUAAGCAAUUAGGAACGGUGCGUACCACUUUAAACUCCUAAUAGUGAAUAAAGUGUAUUGAAGUGGAUACAGCCUGGUGAUAAAUAUUUUAUGGUGUUUAUGUUUGUGCUUCAUUCCUAGAGUCCGAAGAAGUUUCAGAAAUGGAUGACUAUAGUAUCUUUACGGGAGUGAAGAGGUCUUUUCAUGUUGUGGAUUACGUCGUGUUUUCGCUCAUUUUCGCUGCAUCGGCAGCCAUUGGAUUCUACCAUGCGUACAAGGACAGACAUGUCACUAGUGCCAAGCAAUUCAGUCAAUGUGGACGUACAAUGCACCCGAUUCCCGUCUGUUUAUCGCUUGCAGCAACAUUCAUGUCGGCUCUAACUUUGCUUGGUAAUCCGGCAGAAAUAUAUACACAUGGAACAAUGUUCUACUGGAUCUUGCUUGCAAUACUUAUAUCAACUAUCGGAAGCGCGCAUAUAUUUGUCCCAAUUUUCUACCGAAUGGAAACUAUCAGCUGCUUUGGAUACAUUCAGCAAAGAUUUGGAUCAUUUGCGAGAGUGAUAGCGUCUGCGGUAUUUUUACUUUCAACGCUACAGUAUAUGGGAUUUGUUUUGUAUGCCCCGUCUUUGGCCUUCGAAGCAGUGACUGGACUUUCACUUUGGGGGACAAUGAUUGCCGUAUCCGCUGUUUGCACACUUUACACCGCACUUGGAGGAAUGAAAACUGUUAUUUGGACAGACAGCUUACAGAUUACCAUAAUGUUUGCCGGGGUAAUACUUGUGCUAAUAUUCGGAUCUAAAGCAACGGGUGGAUUUGCAAGAGCAUGGGAGAUUGCUGCAGAAAAUGGCAGGAUUGAGUUCUUGGAUGUUUCCGUCGACCCGAGGACACGGCACAGUGUUUGGUCAGUUGGAAUCGGAGGCGGGCUAUUCUGGACUUAUUUAUAUGGCGUUAACCAGGCACAGGUGCAACGCGCAUGUUCUCUGCCAACUUUGAGGAAAGCUCAGCUUGCAAUAUGGAUGAAUUUUCCAGUAUUGGUGUGGAUUAUAUCACUGACAUGUAUGACAGGAAUAGUGCUUUAUGCGUUCUACCACGAAUGCGAUCCAGUAAAAUUUGGACUUGUGAACAAACCAGAUCAGAUGCUGCCGUUGUUUGUUUUGGACAUUUUAGGAACAAUGCCUGGACUUUCGGGACUAUUUCUUGCAUGUGUUUUCAGCGGCAGCUUAAGCUCAAUAUCAUCAGCAUUGAACGCUAUGUCUGCAGUUAUUGUUGAAGACUUUGUGAAACCAUUCUGUUGUAAAGCCAUGUCAGAACGCACAGAACUUAUUAUCUCGAAAGUACUUGUGGUUAUUAUUGGCUUCGCCCAAUUUUUCAUGGCAAUCGGUAUUUCGCAAAUUGGUGGACUCAUUUUACAGCUAUCAUAUACCCUUUUUUCAAUCCUAGGUGGACCUAUCCUAGGUUUGUUCAUAGCCGGAGCCAUAUUUCCAUGGACAAACAGAAUCGGUGCGUCCGUUGGAUUUAUUGUGUCUUUGGUUUUUAUGUGCUGGUUAGGAUUAUCUGCUGCAAUACAACGCCCAUCUCCGUUGAAACAACCCUUGCCAAUCUCUGUUUCUGGAUGCAACUGGAAUGCAACAGAUUUUACUCCACCACAAUUAACCUCAAAUAUAUCAAGUCUUCAGGAGACAAUCGAUGAGCCAAUAGUGUAUAACCUUUACCGAAUGUCUUAUCAAUGGUAUACUGGUCUCGGUAUGGUGAUUACGGUGGUGUUUUCUUUAAUAAUAAGUUUUAUGACUGGCAGAACGGAACCUAAGUCACUAGACAACAGACUCCUAUAUCCGCUGUUUUACAACAUGAUGCCGUGUUUGCCUGAAAAGUAUCGAAAGGUUUUGAAAUUUGGUGUUACAUACAACGAUUCUGGUGUUUCAAAUGAAUAUGAACUGAAGUAGGUACUU
Messenger RNA from Mya arenaria, 1973 nucleotides. Its product is annotated as sodium-coupled monocarboxylate transporter 2-like. Gene Ontology annotation, cellular component: membrane. The record is from RefSeq and is a predicted model, not a curated record. The transcript has a single exon. The coding region runs from base 186 to 1967 and encodes 593 amino acids. NCBI's taxonomy places the organism in Eukaryota, Metazoa, Mollusca, Bivalvia, Myida, Myidae. Gene Ontology annotation, molecular function: symporter activity. Gene Ontology annotation, biological process: sodium ion transport; transmembrane transport.